CGAGGGGGCCAGAAGCCCUGCCUAGCCGGUACCAGUGCAGAUCGCAGACACUGCUGGCCACAGUCAAGACAGCCCAAACUCGGAAGGAUGGACCUGGACAGUGGCCUCCCCUCCAUCGACAUGUUGCAGGGUCUGCAGAUCUGGGCCAUUGAGAAGAUGAAGAUGGUCCGAGUGCCAGAGAAGGCCUACGGGAGUUUCUUUGAAGGUGACUGCUACAUCAUCCUGCACAAGGAGAAGAGUGGCCGGGACGUGUCCGUCGAUAUUCAUUACUGGAUAGGCAGGGACUCAGCGGUGGACGAGCAGGGGGCGGCCGCGGCCUACACGGCCCAGCUGGACAGUCUGCUAGGGGACAUCCCCGUGCAGCACCGCGAGGUCCAGGGCUACGAGUCGGAUGUCUUCAAAAGCUACUUCAAGAAGGGAAUCAUCUACAAGAAGGGGAGUCUGGCCUCUGGCUUAAAGCAUGUGGAGACCAACAUGUACGACAUUCAGAGGCUCCUGCACAUCAAGGGGAAGAAGCCCGUGACAGCCUCCGAGGUGCACCUGUCCUGGGACAGCUUCAACAAAGGAGAGGUCUUCCUCCUGGACCUGGGGAAGGUGCUGAUCCAGUGGAAUGGUCCUGAAGCCAACUUGUCUGAGAAAUCCCGGGGACUAGCCUUGGCCCGGAACAUCCGAGAUGGAGAGCGGGGCGGCCGUGCCCAAAUUGGGGUGGUUGAUGAGGACCACAGCUCUGCCGACCUGCUGCAGAUCAUGGAGACGGUGCUGGGACCGCGGCCAGGCUCGCUCCAGGACGCCGUCAAGGAGGACAAGGCCGAUGAGUUCCAGAAGGCCAACCUGCGGCUAUACCACCUUUAUGAAAAGGAUGCAGACCUGGUGGUCCAGGAGAUUGCCACCCGACCUCUGACGCAGGACCUCUUACAGCAUGAGGACUGUUAUAUCCUGGACCAGGGCGGGUUCAAGAUCUACGUGUGGCGGGGCCAUGGCUCCAGCAAGGAGGAGAAGAAGGCAGCCUUCAGUUGGGCAGUGGGCUUCAUCCAGGCCAAGGGCUACCCAGCCACCACCAACGUGGAGGUGGUGAAUGAUGGUUUCGAGUCCACCAUGUUCAAGCAGCUGUUUCAGCAGUGGACAGAGAAGGACCAGAUGGAAGGGCCAGGCUGGGCUUACAAUCUGGCCAAGACUGCCAAAGUAGAGCCCAUGAAGUUUGACGUGACCCACCUGCAUGGCUGGCCAGAGCUGGCUGCAGAGCAGAGGAUGGUGGAUGACGGUUCAGGGAAGGUGGAGGUGUGGCAGAUCGAGGACUUGCACAAGAAGCCUGUUGAUCCCAAGAAGUAUGGACAGUUCUAUGGGGGUGGCUGCUACCUGGUCCUCUACACCUACCAGAAGUCUGGGCGGACCCAGUUCAUCAUCUACAUCUGGCAGGGACGACAUGCGUUGGUGGAUGAAGUCAUGGCUUCCACUCUCAACGCCAUUGAGCUAGACCACAUGUACCAGGAGGAACCUGUGCAGGUCUGGGUGACCAUGGGAAGGGAGCCACGGCACUUCCUGGCCAUCUUCAAGGGACGGCUCAUUGUGUUCCAGAACGGCACUGGCCGAGAUGGCCGCGCAGACCCCGAGCCAGACAUCCGGCUGUUCCAGGUGAGGGGCACAGAUGAAUGCAACACCAAGACCUCCGAGGUGCCCGCCCGAGCCUCUUCCCUCAACUCCAAUGAUGUUUUCCUGCUUUCCACCAGCCACAUCUGCUACCUGUGGUGUGGAAAGGGCUGCAGCGGAGAUGAGAGGGAGAUGGCUCGCAUGGUGGCCGACAUCGUCUCUCACAAGGACAAGCAGACAGUGUUGGAGGGGCAGGAGCCCCACAGCUUCUGGGAGGCACUGGGAGGCCGAGCCCCAUAUGCCAGUGAUAAGAGGCUCCAGAAGAAGCCCUCCUCCUGCCAGCCCCGCCUGUUCCAGUGCCCCAGUCAGACAGACCGCUUCGUCCUGACGGAGACCGUGUUCUUUAGCCAGGAUGACCUGGACGAGGAUGACAUUAUGUUACUGGACACCUGGGAAGAGGUUUUCUUGUGGAUUGGGAAAGACUCCAACACGUAUGAGAAGAGAGAGUCAGUGGCUUUGGCCCGAGAGUACCUGAAGAGCCAUCCGGCGGGCAGGGACCCAGCAACCCCCAUCAUUGUGGUCAAGCAGGGCCAUGAGCCCCCCACCUUCACUGGCUGGUUCAGUUUUUGGGACCCCUACAAGUGGAACAAUGGCACAUCCUAUGAGGAGCUGAAGAACAGCCUUGGGGAUGUGUCAGCCAUCUCUGAGAUGACCAUGGAACUCAACAACAUCAACUUGCUCCAGUGGCCGCCUGACAAGGGCCCCAGCACCCCAGGGGAGGGCGCUCCUGCGGAGGCUCCCCCCGCCAUGGCCCCCAAGCCUCUGAGCAGCGAGCCCAGCUCCAGCCCCAGCAGCAGCCCCAGCAGCAGUUACUAUAGCAGCCACAGCAACUAUAACAGUGACAUGUCCCUGGUCCCCAAGUGCCCCGUGGCAGCGGCCACGGCCGUGCCCACCGCCGUGCCCAUCCCCCGGGAGCGCCUGAUCAACAAAGCUGUGGAGGAUCUUCCUGAAGGGCUGGACCCAACCUUAGGUGGGAACCCUCCCCUGACUACUAAGCAGCUGAGGGCCCAGGAAGGCCCAGGCAGCAGUAGCAGCAUCAGGGACCCCCUCCCCCAGUGA
Molecule: messenger RNA, 2706 nt
Organism: Vombatus ursinus (common wombat)
Lineage: Eukaryota; Metazoa; Chordata; Mammalia; Diprotodontia; Vombatidae
Gene: VILL
Product: villin like
Exons: 20
Coding region: 88-2706 (872 amino acids)
Biological process (GO): actin polymerization or depolymerization; actin filament severing; barbed-end actin filament capping
Cellular component (GO): actin cytoskeleton; cytoplasm
Molecular function (GO): phosphatidylinositol-4,5-bisphosphate binding; actin filament binding
Source: RefSeq, a predicted model, not a curated record